AUGGCUAUGAAUAGAUCAAUUGAAAAUACAAACUCCUCUUAUUAUUCAUCAAUAAUUAUACCGACUAGUUUUCUAUGUCCAGCAUUUUUAGUAUCUGUUAUUAUCUAUAUUUAUCUUCGUAAAUAUCAUCAAAAUUUUAAUGCAGAUGAAAAACAAAGACAUAUUCAUAUUCUACAAGAACAUAUUAAUUAUUUCAAAGAAAUAAAUGAAAAACAACAAGAUAAACGAAUUCUAUCAUCAAAUUUAUGUCGAUUUCAUCAAAAUAAAUAA
This is a messenger RNA of Adineta steineri, 270 nucleotides long. NCBI's taxonomy places the organism in Eukaryota, Metazoa, Rotifera, Eurotatoria, Adinetida, Adinetidae. The record is from the annotation of a GenBank genome assembly.